This is a messenger RNA of Racocetra fulgida, 2972 nucleotides long. The record is from the annotation of a GenBank genome assembly. Lineage: Eukaryota; Fungi; Glomeromycota; Glomeromycetes; Diversisporales; Gigasporaceae.
AUCCUGUCGUGUUAUGCGGGUCACAAUUUCCUGAUGAUGGUGAUGGUGAUUAUUUAUACGCAGUUUUAAGCAAGAUUAUGGAAAACACAAAGUAUUACGCACGCGUUGCACUUGGAGCCUAUUCUAAUCCAAUGUUAUAUGUACACCCGGACUUCAAAUGUAUUCUGGCAAUGGAUGAGGAUAAACUCGAACAUACAGAUCCACCUCUGCUCAACCGAUUUGAAAAACAGAGAUUAACAAUUAAUGAUAUACUCUCUGAACGCCAAAAAGAACUCUGUGAAGUUUUGCUUAAAUGGGUUCAUCAAAUAUCAAAAUUACAAAGUGCAAAAGCAAAUGAGUUCAACGAAAAAGACAUUUUUAUAGGAUUUGAUAAAGAAGAAACCGUUCAGAGCUUGAGGUUAAUAGCCAUUGCAUCAUUAGACGGUAUUGUGCGAGCUAGGCAAUCCAUUUUAAACAUGAGAAAUCCUCAAGAAAUUAUUGAAUUGAAUAAUUCCUAUUUUAAUAGUGGUCUGCAUGAUGAUAUUGAGUCAUGUUUGAGGUUAUUGCUUGGUGAUGGAAAAAGUCGAGAAAAUAAAGAUGGUCAAUUAAUCAUCGUAAAUACAUUUUCUAACAUUAAUACUGAUGUUAAAUCUUGCUUAGAUGCAUUGGUAACUUGCCAAGUGGAUAAGCUUUCGACAUUCAAAACAGAAGCUCAACUUCAAGAUCGAAUAAAACAUUUUUGGCUAGAUAGUAACGAUGAACUUUUAGUUCUACAAUGCGAUCUAUCAACAGUGAAUUUUGGAUGCAUUAAAUUGGCGAAAUUCAUUAUCGAACAAAUAAGAACAAAAUAUUUGGAAAAAAAACGGAAAGUAGACAUUAACAUACCAAUUAAGCAUGCUUGUAUCAUCUUACAUAUUCAUCGUGAACAGAAAGCCACUACUGUUUCAUUCGAUUUCAUAUGUGGAUGGAAUCAAAUUACUGUUGGAACAUUGACACCGGAAGAGGAAAACAUGCAAAUUUUUAUGCAAGGAAAGAUCACAAAUGUUAUGAAUUCAGUUUUCCCAUUUGAAGAGAUCUUAGAGCAGGAAUUAUUAUGGUGUCUCCUCUGCAUUAAGUAUCCAUCUACAUUAGAAUCCGUAGAGCAUAUUAAGUACCUUGUUGAUGAAAUUCCUCAACAUUCCCGAUUUAUAGAAGUUUUAAAACAAAGAACAUUGAAAUGGUUAAAUGAAAACAUUUCCGCAGAUUGGCAGUUGCAGGUUGCCUCUGACAAAAAAAUACUUUAUCUACAUUCAUCAUUUGCAUCUGCUCUUAGAGCUUAUGUUCGAAUUAUUGUGAGGAAAUAUAUUGCAAAGUUGUUAUGCGUACUUGAACGGCUGUCUGCUCUCAAAACUUUACUAAAUUUAGAGCGGAAAAACGGUGACAAUCAUCUUAUUGAAUUUUGGUAUCAGAUGUUUAACGAUGAUAGUAUUAUUGACAUUGAAACCCUGAUGGAUGCUAAACCUGAUGGAUAUCCUAUAACAAAUGGCCCGUAUAGCAUGGAAUUCCCAUUCUCAUUUUAUAUUAUCAAACAAAUUAAUAAUUAUGAAAAGCUUUAUUUGGAGGACGUUAAGAUGCUUGAAGAUAAAAAAAAUAUCGAUAAUGUUACAGGAAAUUUAUCGAACGAAGUACUUGUUAAUUGCUUUGAAAGACACUUAAAAAAAUCAAAUGACUUAUAUUACAAAGAUUUUCUUACUUUUAUCUCUUCUGGACUUGGAGGCAUUGAGAAUUGUAAACUUAUCGAUCUUUUACUACUACGACGUUUGGGUAAAAAACUAAUCCUGAAUCCUAUAAGACUUCAUACUUAUUGGUGGGCUAAAUCAGAUAUUAUAAUUGCUGAAUUACAGUUAGCUAAACUAUGUUCUUCAAUUACUAAUGAAUUAGACAAAGAAAUAAGUGAUGAUUCUGAUUUCAAGAAUUCUAUAAAAGAUCUUUCAGAUUUAGCUAUUCAGUUAACGCUAGACCGUUUCCACAUGAUGAACGAUAAAAGAGAAUUGCAAGAAUGGCAGAUUGAAGCCUCUCAAGUUAUUCACCUUUGUUCAGAAUUGUCAACGGAUUCCUCACCCUUUCUUCAUCUUCUUAAUAUAUGCAACGAUCUUGUAUCAAAAAAAAUAGUUUAUCCGAAUCAUCUUUCGACAAUUAUUAACCUUGGACGCAAUUAUGAUGAGAUUAUUCCGCUUGAAUCACCUGAUCGGUUGUAUGUUUAUGAGCAACUGUUUGCACAAGCUCAAUCAUCACACUUCACGGCCUUUACAAUACAUUGCAUUUUUCGUUCGGAAGAGAAGGAUUGGUUCUCAACUAUAAUAAGGAAUGCAAAUGAAGUAUUAAAUUUUUCAUCAAGACUCAAUAUAAUAAACCGACAAUUAGAAAGGAAUCAUGACUCACAGUUAGCAGCAUUGUGUUGUGAUGUUAUUCAAAAAGGAUUUUUUGCCAGGGCUGAGUUGCAAAGACUUAAAGGAUUAUUUAAAGAUGCUAUACAGGUUUUAUGUGCCAUUAACGUCAAACCAUUACAACUUGUUUGUGCCAUAGCUCUAUUAAAGCAGUUUGUUGAUGAUUUAUGGUCAUCAGCAACCUUAGACAAAGCUUUUACUGAACCGAUAAAAUUUAAUUUUAUUGAUUCAAAUGAGUUCAUGUUCAUCCUAAAUGAAUUGAUGCAGAAACCACAUCCAUUAAUCCAAUCGCUCAAGUUCUAUUUUCUAAAGAAUUUACGAGCUCGCAGUUUCACAAUGAGUGAUCUUAAACAAUUCUUCAAUCUUAACCAAACGACUCUACCAUGGCUUUCUGAUUUACCAUGGAAUAAAGAUGAUAAUUCUCGAUUACCUCUUAAUCCAUACUUUAUGUUUAAAGAAUAUGACGAAGCAGAGGAUGCUUUGAACAAACCAAAAUUAAAGGACUUUUUAAAGAAGCUUGAAUCAUAUAACAAAUUUAAUUUGCGCAUUUCUUUUAUUGGGGCUAUU